CCUGGAUCCUAUAACCUUCCGAAUUACAGAGAAUGCUGUACCCUGGAACCUAUAUCCUGCCAAAUGAUGGAGAAUGCUGUGCCCUGGAUCCUAUAACCUUCCAAAUUACGUAGAAUGCUGUACCCUGGAUCCUAUAUCCUGCCGAAUUACAGAGAAAGCUGUAGCCUGGAUCCUAUAUCAUGCUGAAUUACAGAGAAUGCUGUACCCUGGAUCCUACAUCCUGCUGAAUUACGUAGAAUGCGGUACCCUGGAUCCUAUAUCCUGCCGAAUGACGGAGAAUGCUGUACCCUGGAUCCUAUAUCCUGCCGAAUGACGGAGAAUGCUGUACACUGGAUCCUACAUCCUGCCAAAUGAUGGAGAAUGCUGUACCCUGGAUCCUAUAUCCUGCCGAAUGACAGAGAAUGCUGUACACUGGAUCCUACAUCCUGCCGAAUGACAGAGAAUGCUGUACCCUGGAUCUUAUACCCUGCUGAAUGACGGAGAAUGCUGUACCCUGGAUCCUAUAUCCUGCUGAAUUACAGAAAACGCUGUACCCUGGAUCCUAUAUCCUGACAAAUGACGGAGAAUGCUGUACUCUGGAUCCUAUAUCAUGACCAAUGACGGAGAAUGCUGUACCCUGGAUCCUAUAUCCUGCCGAAUUACAGAGAAAGCUGUACCCUGGAUCUUAUAUCCUGCCGAAUGACGGAGAAAGCUGUACCCUGGAUCCUACAUCCUGCCAAAUGAUGGAGAAUGCUGUACACUGGAUCCUAUAUCCUGCCGAAUGAUGGAGAAUGCUGUACACUGGAUCCUACAUCCUGCCGAAUGACAGAGAAUGCUGUACCCUGGAUCCUAUACCCUGCUGAAUGACGGAGAAUGCUGUACCCUGGAUCCUAUACCCUGCUGAAUGACGGAGAAUGCUGUACCCUGGAUCCAAUAUCCUGCCGAAUUACGGAGAAUGCUGUACCCUGCAUGCUAUAUCCUGCUGAAUUACAGAAAACGCUGUACCCUGGAUCCUAUAUCCUGACGAAUGACGGAGAAUGCUGUACUCUGGAUCCUAUAUCCUGCCGAAUUACAGAGAAAGCUGUAGCCUGGAUCCUAUAUCAUGCUGAAUUACAGAGAAUGCUGUACCCUCGAUCCUAUAUCCUGCCGAAUGACAGAGAACGCUGUACCCUGGAUCUUAUAUCCUGCCGAAUUACGGAGAAUGCUGUACCCUGGAUCCUAUAUCCUGCUGAAUGACAGGGAAUGCUGCACCCUGGAUUCUAUAUCCUGCCGAAUGACAGAGAAUGCAGUACCCUGGAUCCUAUAGCCUUCCGAAUUACGUAGAAUGCUGUACCCUGGAUCCUAUAGCCUUCCCGAAUGACGUAGAAUGCUGUACCCUGGAUCCUAUAUCCUGCUGAAUGAUGUAGAAUGCUGCACCCUGGAUUCUAU
Pelobates cultripes (western spadefoot toad) is the source of this 1407-nucleotide messenger RNA. Lineage: Eukaryota; Metazoa; Chordata; Amphibia; Anura; Pelobatidae. The record is from the annotation of a GenBank genome assembly.